This is a messenger RNA of Parastagonospora nodorum SN15, 1779 nucleotides long. RefSeq lists its product as hypothetical. The transcript has 4 exons. The coding region runs from base 1 to 1779 and encodes 592 amino acids. NCBI's taxonomy places the organism in Eukaryota, Fungi, Ascomycota, Dothideomycetes, Pleosporales, Phaeosphaeriaceae. The record is from RefSeq and is a predicted model, not a curated record.
AUGUCUCCUCCCCGUUACAACUACCAGCCGUUGGAAGAUAAGGAACAUAUCCGCGUGCUGGAACUCAGGCCGAACAAAUUACGCAUCGAGAUUCAUAUUGUUCAUGUCGCUGUGUCGAGCAGAUGUUAUCAAGCGCUCUCUUCGGCGAUCAGCUCGAUUCCGUUGACAAAGAAUCUUCACAACGCCUUGUGCGACCUGCGAAACACAAAAGACAUGAAGAACCGUACCUUCUGGAUCGAUCAGAUCAGCAUCAACCAGCAGGAUGACCAUGAAAAAGGUCUACAGGUUUCCAUGAUGAGCCAGGUAUACUCGCAAGCACAACGCGUCGUCACCUAUCUUGGACCGGAAGAAUCGCCAGACCAAGAGCGCAAAGGACUCCAGCUGCUCGAAAGGAUAUACAAAAAUAUACUGGACAACGCUUGGAACCACAUCUUCACAGCUGGUAGUGUUCCAGCGUGCCUAAAGUCGAUUCCGCUAGAUGUCUGUGUUGAUUCGAAUAAAGAGACCCCGACUGAAAGGCAACUCUUCGAGCUCGGCUGGAUCUGGCUAGUUCGUGUAGCCUAUGGCGAGUGGACCCAGCGUUUAUGGAUCGUGCAGGAACAAAUUCUAAACCCCGAAAUCAUAAUCCUCCGCGGGCAUCAGUUGAUAGAAUGGGACGCCAUUGCUACCAUUCCUAUCCUAUUUGCUAUUGGAUUCAUCCCUCGAGUGUAUCUUCGUAUUAUAAAGCGUAUCAUGAGCGAAGAUGAAUUCUCUCGAAUUGAUACUGAAGAGUGCCUAUAUAGUAUGUGGUGGGAGAGGCGUGCCAGAUUCAUGGACCAACCGCCCUACGGACAGACCCUGGUCUUUAAUAUUCGUCACUAUGCGGGAUUACUUUGUGGAAACCCUCUUGAUCGAGUAUAUGCCAUUUUGGCUAUUUCCAGCGAUACUCAUGACCUCGCACUCGCCCCUGACUACAGCCGUACGUUCGAAGAGCUGACGAAGGAAGUCUCCGUCCGCACGUUCAAUCUUGCGUCCAAUUUGCAGGUCUUGGGUAUUGCAUCGAAAUGGAGACGAACAGGCUUGACGCUUCCUUCCUGGUGUUUUAUGUUUGGCGGACCGAGUGAUCUCAGGGAAAUUCCGUCGACUACCUCGUUUGAUGAGUAUGAGCCACAUCCGAUAAGUUCGAUGGUUCGACCAGCGCGAUUUGUGUCAGAGGACUCAGUGCUGGUCGUGAAAGGUCGGAUUGUGGACGUUGUGUGCGUCUCCCAACAUCGACUCGCUUCAUCUAGUCAAGCCAGUUUAUUGACACAAGAAGUGACCAAGAUCGGAGAACCCGAUCAGCGCUUGGAGGUCACCAAUUCUGCGGAUAAAGGCGGAACAUUAGUCUUUUCUUCCAGUCUGUGCGAUCUUCUUCCGGACGAUCCAAGCUCUGAAGACUUGAUACACUUGUUCUAUAUUGUAUUUGCACGACUCCCAUGGUCCCUACCCAUAGUUGAUCAAAUGAGUCCAGGUGAAACAACAGCCUUCCACUUCUUGGCGGCGAAUGUCCAGGUACUCAGGCUCGAAAAGGGCCGUGUGCUUGGACGUACUCGCGCCGGUCGCCUAUACAAUGCCAUGCAAGGCAUCGAGGACGGCGAUGUUAUUAUGGCACUUCAAGGGGCAGACCAACUUCACGUCAUGCGCCCAUGCGGAGAUAUGUUCAAACUCAUUGGCGACAUCUAUGUGGACGGCUUGAUGUUUGGAGAAGCCUAUGUCGGUCAGGAUCCCAACGAGGUCGACUAUGAGAUCAGCAUAUGUUAA